AUGACCGAUGCAAAUGAUCACACGCAUCUCCCAACAGGAGCAGAGGUGGUCACUCGCUGGGAGACGGAGGUUGAUCAGUUCGACUUCGAUCGACCGCGAUGGAGUCCAAAAUGUCAGCGUUUCUCGCAGAUGGUCUGGAGAGACACUACUGAACUAGGUGCCGCAAGAGCAUGGAAUACGGCAAAGAACUGUGUUGCAGUUGUGUGUUUCUACCGACCAAGUGGUAACUCCAACGCUCCGGGUUAG
This is a messenger RNA of Cooperia oncophora, 246 nucleotides long. NCBI's taxonomy places the organism in Eukaryota, Metazoa, Nematoda, Chromadorea, Rhabditida, Trichostrongylidae. The record is from the annotation of a GenBank genome assembly.